AUGGAGCCUCUCGAAGUUCCCUUGGCGCCAGAGGCGACGUUCGUGAGGAUGAGAAAGGACUACUCCCGAUCUCUGCUUCAAUUUGAGCCUUCGCAGCAGCCUACUUGGGGCAGAGCAAGCCGCGGAUCCUGGAUGCGCUCAAUCGGAUCACUAUCUCUUGUGAUGUUCGCGCCGACAUUGGUCAUCUCCACCACUGUCACUCUUUCUGCAUUUCAAGGCUCUCUCUCCGAGUUCCUGAAGGCUGUUCUACAGGACGGAUUGAUCUCUGUUGUAUGGUCAAAUUGGCCGCAGUUCAGUCUCAAGGUCACGGGCGUGUUUGCGCUCUGGGUUAUGUUCCAAGGCAUCCUCUUCCGAUAUCUUCCAGGGCCAACACACCACGGUCAAAGAAGCCCCGCCGGACAUCUGUUGACCUAUCGAACUAAUGGAUUGAAUGCUUGGUUCGUUACCCAUGCAUUUGCCGCUGCGCUUUGCUACUUCGACGUUUUGGAUCCUGCCUUUAUCCCAAAGAAUUGGGGCGGUCUGGUCCUCUCAAUGAACGCUGCCGGCCUAGUGCUCUCUGCCCUGGCUUUCAUCAAGGCGCAUCUGAGGCCAACGCAUGCCGAUGAUCGGAAGUUUAGUGGAUCGGUAUUAUACGACUUGUACAUGGGAAUAGAGCUCAACCCAAGAAUUUGGGGUGAUUUCGAUCUAAAGUUAUUCACCAACGGUAGACCCGGCAUCAUUGCAUGGACGCUCAUUGAUUUGUCCAACAUCGCGUAUCAGUACGAGAUCCAUGGCUGGAUCGACCCUAACAUUGUUCUUGUUACCAUCCUGCACGCAGUAUAUGUUCUUGACUUCUUCGUCAAUGAGUCCUGGUACCUGCGCACCAUCGACAUUGCGCAUGAUCACUUCGGCUUCUACCUAGCUUGGGGAUCUUUUGUCUGGCUCCCUAGCAUGUACACCAUCCAAACCCAGUAUCUUGGACUCUACCCAACAGCCACAUCAACCAUUUACCAGGUCGCUAUCUUCUCUAUCGGAGUUGCUGGGUACAUCAUCUUCAGGUCCGUCAACAGCCAAAAGGACCGGGUUCGGCGUUCCAAUGGCAGUUGCUCCAUCUGGGGGAAGCCAGCAAAGGUCCUUGGUGCAUCUUACAAGACCUCGGACGGACAGAGUCAUCAGAGCCUUCUCAUUUGCAGUGGCUGGUGGGGCUGGUCGCGUCAUGCCAACUACUUGGGAGAUUUGCUUUUGAGUAGCGCAAUGUGUGCUUUGGUGGGAUCUGACAAAUGCUUGGUAUGGUUCUAUGCGAUGUUCAUGACGAUCUUGCUGUUGCACCGGUGCACACGCGACGAGGCAAGGUGUUCGGAGAAGUAUGGAUCGAUGUGGGAGGAGUACUGCAAGAUUGUUCCGUGGCGAAUCUUACCUGGUGUUUGGUGA
Messenger RNA from Colletotrichum gloeosporioides, 1410 nucleotides. Its product is annotated as 7-dehydrocholesterol reductase. Gene Ontology annotation, biological process: brassinosteroid biosynthetic process; cholesterol biosynthetic process. NCBI's taxonomy places the organism in Eukaryota, Fungi, Ascomycota, Sordariomycetes, Glomerellales, Glomerellaceae. The record is from RefSeq and is a predicted model, not a curated record. Gene Ontology annotation, cellular component: endoplasmic reticulum membrane. The transcript has 3 exons. The coding region runs from base 1 to 1410 and encodes 469 amino acids. Gene Ontology annotation, molecular function: 7-dehydrocholesterol reductase activity.